Molecule: messenger RNA, 2810 nt
Organism: Linum trigynum
Lineage: Eukaryota; Viridiplantae; Streptophyta; Magnoliopsida; Malpighiales; Linaceae
Source: the annotation of a GenBank genome assembly
CGCAGAUUGGAGAGUAGGGCGAGUCAGAUGGGGUUCAGGGUUUCGCUGGGGAUUUUAGCGUAAUCCUUCCUUGCGGCGGAACCACCAUUUGCACAAAUUGAAGAGCCAGCACCGGCGAAGAGAGAAAAGAGAGAGGAGAAGCAAACUUUGGCCGCAGCUAGCACUCGAUCUAUACGGCUUAAUUGUCGGUCUCCGUUUCCAACUACCCUGGAGCAGCUGGUUAAACCAGAACUCGGCGUCGGCAAAUUCAGCAUCACUAACUGCUACAGUGAGGCUGAGCGAGGAUGGCGGAAGUUAUGGUCAUAAAAGAUGUAGAGGCGUUGGCUGCGGAGUGGGGAAUCGACACAUCGCAAUUAGAUUACGAUUCUAUAGAGCUGCCGCGGGGCGAGGAUUUCGGCAUCAUCAGUGACGAUGAAGAUGUCUAUCAAGAGGAACAGCUCGAUUCGGACACGGGGUUCGGCAACGUUAUAGUUGUGGAUAAUCUUCCCGUUGUUCCGUUGGAGAAAUUCGAGAAACUUGAAGGGGUUGUCCGCAAGAUUUACAGUCAGAUUGGGGUAAUUAAGGAGGAUGGCCUCUGGAUGCCCGUUGAUUCUAAGACCAACAAAACCUUAGGCUACUGCUUCAUUGAAUACAACACUCCUCAGGAAGCGGAACUGGCUAAAGAAAAGACCAAUGGGUAUAGGCUGGAUAAGUCUCAUUUUUUCGCUGUCAAUAUGUUCGAUGAUUUCGACAGAUUUAUGAGAGUUCCAGAUGAAUGGGUAGCUCCAGAAAUCAAGCCAUAUGUUCCUGGGGAAAAUCUCCAGCAGUGGCUGACAGAUGAAAAGGCAAGGGAUCAGUUUGUUAUUCGUGCUGGCACAGAUACUGAGGUUUUCUGGAAUGAUGCCAGACACUUGAAGCCUGACCCUGUCUACAAGCGGGCGUUCUGGACUGAGGGUUAUGUUCAGUGGUCUCCACUUGGAACCUACCUUGCCACAGUUCACCGGCAAGGAGCUGCUGUUUGGGGUGGUGCGGAAACUUUCAAUCGACUUAUGCGUUAUGCACAUCCUCAGGUUAAACUGAUCGACUUCUCCCCGGGUGAGAAAUAUUUGGUUACCUACAGCAGUCAUGAACCAAGCAAUCCACGUGAUGCAAAUAGGGUUAUAAUAAAUAUCUUUGAUGUAAGAACUGGAAAAGUGAUGAGAGAUUUUAAAGGCAGUGCUGACGAAUUUGCUAUUGGGGGAGCUGGUGGUGUUACUGGUGUUUCAUGGCCUGUUUUCCGCUGGGGUGGUGGAAAGGAUGAUAAAUAUUUUGCUAAACUGGGGAAGAACAUGAUAUCUGUGUAUGAAACCGAGACUUUCAGCCUCAUUGACAAGAAAUCCAUGAAGAUUGAAAAUGUGAUGGACUUCACAUGGUCUCCAGCUGAUCCAAUCUUUGCACUCUUUGUUCCUGAACUUGGUGGUGGGAACCAACCUGCUAGGGUUAGUCUUGUUCAAAUUCCUGGGAAACAGGAAUUGAGACAAAAGAACCUUUUCAGUGUCAGCGAUUGCAAAAUGUACUGGCAGAGCUGUGGGGAGUAUCUUGCUGUGAAGGUGGACAGGUACACCAAAACAAAGAAGAGCACAUACACAGGGUUUGAGCUUUUUAGAAUCAAAGAACGUGAUAUCCCUAUCGAGGUCUUGGAGCUUGAGAACAAGAAUGAUAAGAUCAUUGCUUUUGCCUGGGAGCCUAAGGGUCACAGAUUUGCAGUUAUUCAUGGUGAUGGUCCUAGGCCUGAUGUAAGCUUCUAUUCUAUGAAGACUGCUCAACACUCUGGUCGCGUCUCCAAACUCACUACUCUCAAGGGAAAGCAGGCCAAUGCACUCUUUUGGUCUCCUAGCGGGCAUUAUGUCAUCCUGGCAGGAAUGAAGGGUUUCAAUGGUCAGUUGGAGUUUUAUAAUGUUGAUGAGCUUGAAACCAUGGCUACUGCUGAGCAUUUCAUGGCUACUGACGUCGAAUGGGAUCCUACCGGAAGGUAUGUUGCUACAGCUGUCACCUCAGUUCAUCAUGAAAUGGAAAAUGGAUUCAAUAUAUGGUCCUUCAACGGGAAACUCCUCUAUAGGACACUCAAGGAUCAUUUCUUCCAGUAUCAAUGGCGCCCAAGGCCGCCUUCUUUCUUGAGUGCUGAAAAGGAGGAAGAGGUUGCAAAGAACUUGAAGAAGUACAGCAAGAAGUACGAGGCGGAGGACCAGGAUGUGUCGUUGCAGUUGAGCGAACAAGACAGGGAGAAGAGACGGUUGUUGAAGAGCGAGUGGGAACAAUGGGUGAACCGUUGGAAGCAGAUGCACGAAGAAGAGAAAUUGGAGAGGCAGAACUUGAGGGACGGAGAGGCCAGCGAUGAAGAAGAGGAGUACGAGGCCAAGGAAGUCGAAGUGGAGGAAGUUUUGGAUGUUUCAGAGGAGGUGGUUUCAUUUGAAUAUGGACAGUAGUUGUAGUAAGCAUGUGCUUGCAUUGCAUGCAUGGGCUAUAUGCAACAUGCAUUAAGUUGCUGUUUCUGAUUCAGCUUCAGUUUUUUCUUGUCUUUGAUCACUACCUCUCUUUAAGGGUAUUCGAGAAGACAUUGCUGCAAUCUCGCAUGUACUUUAGUGAUCCCUGCUGAGAUCCUGGCUCAAAUUUUGUUAGUUUGCUGAGGCGUAAGUUUUGUUACUUGCUCUCCGCAUUACUUUGAUGCAGUUUUUCAAGUAUCCGCAGUUUUUCGUUGAAUGGAGAACUUGGGUUGUCUUGAUGAGUAUGUAAAUAAGCUAUAGCAGUAUUACCUAACUGAAAGUUGGCUAAAAUACAAUGCUUGGGAUGUG